AUGUCAGCAGACAAGCUUGAGAAGAUCAAGUCCCAGGUUGAGUUUUAUUUCAGCGAUGCAAACUUCAGAGUAGACAAGUUUCUCAAGGAGCAGUCCUUGGUGAACAACGGGUACAUUCCAAUAAAGACGGUUGUCUCGUUUAACAGGCUCAAGGGCCUUGGGGCGACUGUCGACGAUGUCAAAGAGGCUCUGAAGGACAGCAGGGUUGUCGAGAUUAAGGAUGAUAUGGUGAAGAAGGUGGAAACUGAGGAGUACCUGUCAUAUCUUAUGGAGAAGGAUAUAAGCAAGAGGGUGGUCUACAUCAGUGGAUUUGACAGGAACUCGACGCUUGAGGACAUAAAGGAGAUGGUGUCGCCGCACAUCACUCCUGUUCUGAUCAGAAUGCGAAGAGACAAGGAAAAGAACUUCAGUGGGAGUGUGUUUGCAGAGAUGAAGUCGGAAGAGGAGGCCCAGAGGGCUCUGUCGGAGAAGAUUCCAGUAAAGAAGCAGGAGGACGAUGAGGAGAAGGUCAAGAAGCAGAAAGGCGAGGAGAGGUAUCUUGUUAUUAUGGCAAAGGAUGAGUAUCUUAGGGAGAAGGAGAAGAUGUCUGCAGAAAGGAAGGAGAAGGAGGCCAGAGAGGCUCUUGAGAAAGAGUUUGUGCCUCGGCUGUUCAGAUACGAGUCUGAAGACGAUCUUGAUAUCAAAACAGUAAAGAGCCUGGUCAAGAACAGCGCCUUUGUGGACACAAAACAGAAGGUAAUAAGGAUGAAGCAUGCAGAAGACAUCAAGGAAAAGAAGUUUGAGGAGGAGGGGAAAAGCUUAACCCUCAUCAAGAUGGAGGAGAGCGAGGCCCUGGAGUACUGCAAGGGCAUCAAGAUUGCCCCAAAGGGACCAAAGGCUGGCAAGAAAUAA
Encephalitozoon cuniculi GB-M1 is the source of this 891-nucleotide messenger RNA. RefSeq lists its product as uncharacterized. The coding region runs from base 1 to 891 and encodes 296 amino acids. Gene Ontology annotation, cellular component: ribonucleoprotein complex; nucleus. The transcript has a single exon. Gene Ontology annotation, molecular function: RNA binding. Gene Ontology annotation, biological process: RNA processing. NCBI's taxonomy places the organism in Eukaryota, Fungi, Microsporidia, Unikaryonidae. The record is from RefSeq and is marked provisional.